CCCCCAACACCACCAAAGCCCCUUUUGUUAACAUAAAGUUUCUGUUUCCCACACACUCGCGGUGCAGCAGGAUCGGGGCUGUUUCUUUAAGAGAAGACUCGACCCUCCCCACGUGACAGUGUUACUUUCACUUUCCCCGGGCGAACGGUGCGAGCCUAGCGCAGUUUUGUCAAUUGGGAACAAACCCACGUUUCUUUUAACACCGUUUUACGGAAAAGCCACGAGACAAAACUGCGGCUCUUUGAUCGCCAGAAUUAGCUGAGCAACAUGCGUGAGAAACGGGACCAGUCAGUGACCAUGUCACUGUCCCAGCCAAAGGGGUGAAGUCUGGCCACACCCGGGAGAUUUUAAACUUCCCAGAAGACCCAACCAGAUUAAAAUUAUGACAACUGAUGCUAAGACAUAUAACAUUCAAGCAGUAUAUGCUUGCUUCAAAAGUUUUAAAGAAAAUCAGAUCAAUGAAGCAGUGGCAGUCACUGGCUAAGCACCUGAAUGCAGAAUUUGUUGAAGGGCUCAUUCAGCUUUUGACAGCAAUAGCCUGUUCUGCAGAUCAAGUUACAGUGAAGAUGAAGCUUCUUUCAUUCUGUCCUAGCUCUGCAGUGAGCACUUCUCUGCCUACUUUGAUCAUUUUCUUCAUUAUUUAUCACAUUCACAAGCUGGAAUCAGCCCGGUUCAAUGUGACCAGUCCUGGUCACCCUGUCACUGCUGUUGUGGGUGAGGUCAUUGUGUUACCCUGUCACCUGUCCCCCAGGAUGAGUGCUGAGAACAUGGAGGUGAGAUGGUUCCGAUCUGAUUUCCUUUCAUUUGUGCACCUGUAUCAGCAUGGGAAGGAUCAAUACAGAAACCAGAUGCCAGACUAUCGUGGAAGGACAGAGCUUCUGAAAGCUGGCAUCACGGAUGGGAAUGUUUCCUUGCAGAUUCUUAAUAUCAGACCCUCAGAUGAAGGACAAUACCACUGUUUUGUUCAAGACGGUUCUUUUUAUGAGGAAGCCCCAUUGGAACUGAAGUUAGCAGCUUUGGGGUCCAAUCCUCUCAUCUCUGUGGAGAGUCACCAGGAUGGAGGGAUCCGGGUGGUUUGUCAAUCAGCUGGGUGGUACCCAGAGCCCAAGGUGCUAUGGAGAGAUCCCAGUGGGCAAGAAUUACCAUCACUGUCUGAAGCAAAAUCCCUAGGGGAUAGUGGCCUGUUUGAAACAGAAAAUUCUAUUAUUUUAAAAGAACAUUCAAACCAGAACCUGUCCUGUUGGAUCAGGAACACCGUUCUCAAUCAAGAAAAGGAAUCAACCAUUUAUAUAGCAGAUUUCUUUUUCCCAAGGGUGAAUCCAUGGAUGGUGGCUCUGAGUGUGAUUCUCCUGGUUUUGUUUGGUUUCAUUAGCCUCACUCUUUAUCUAUUUAACAUGAAAGGGAAACAUCUUGGAGAAAUCAGGAAACGUGAUACAGAAAUUGAUGAUCUUCAAAGAGAACUUGACUGGAGAAGAAACGUCGUCUGCCCAGGGCUGGGAAGUUCUGCGCCACCUGUACAAGAAGUGAAUGUGACUCUGGAUCCAGACACGGCUCAUCCCGACCUCGUCCUGUCUGAGGAUCGGAAAAGUGUGAGAUGGGAAGACACACGGCAGCGACUGCCCAACAACCCUGAGAGAUUUGACACUGAGCCCUGUGUGCUGGGCUGUGAGGGAUUCACCUCGGGGAGACAUUGCUGGGAGGUG
Messenger RNA from Mauremys reevesii (Reeves's turtle), 1703 nucleotides. Its product is annotated as butyrophilin subfamily 1 member A1-like. Lineage: Eukaryota; Metazoa; Chordata; Testudines; Geoemydidae. The record is from RefSeq and is a predicted model, not a curated record. The transcript is spliced from 12 exons. The annotation marks the transcript as partial.